UAGUUUCAGCACUAUAUGUAGUACUUAUAUCCUUUGGUAAUUGUAUUGCGAAGUUGGCGUGACAUAUAUACACAAGCAUUCUUGUUGUAUAGCCAGCCAUUACAUGCAUGAAACCAAAGGCAGAGACACCUGCCACUUGUCGGGGACUUCACGUGCUUCGAUUCCGCUACUGUUUUGUCAACAGGCUACACCAAAAAACAGAAGAUAUCAAGUGACAUAACCUAACAGAUGUUUGUUCUCCAAAGUGGACUAUAGUAAAGUUUUAUUCAGCAAACAGUGAGCUAUAGCCUAUGAAGAUCGCGACACAGAGUUUCCCUCGCAGAAAUGCCAGUGCGAAUGCCAGUGCGAACCACCAGGUUGAUGUACAGGGGAAUUUGCACUAUUCCAGAUAUCCUGUCAUACCGGACCCCCAUUAACCUGCCUGAGGAUGAGGUGGAAGAGAUCCGCGAGGCCUUCAAGGUGUUUGACAGAGAUGGAAACGGCUACAUAUCAAAGCAGGAGUUGGGGGUGGCCAUGCGGUCGCUGGGAUACAUGCCUAAUGAGGUGGAGCUGGAGAUUAUUAUCCAAAGGCUGGACAUUGAUGGUGAUGGCCAGGUUGACUUUGACGAAUUUGUUGCACUGCUUGGACCAAAACUUAUUGCUGCUGGGAUGCCUGAUAAGUUCCAUGGGGCGAACUUUGACUCUGUAUUUUGGAAGUGUGACAUGUCGAAGCUAACGGUAGAUGAGCUGAAGAGGCUGCUGUAUGACACGUUCUGUGACCACCUCACCAUGAAAGACAUUGAGAACAUCAUCAUGACCGAAGAGAGCCACCUGGACAACCAAGUGUGCCAAGUGGACAUUGACACGAGCCCGACACAACAGGUGAAGCACACUUGUGUGCGGAAGAGUCUGAUUUGUGCUUUUGCCUUUGCAUUUAUCAUCAGUGUAAUGCUUAUUGCAGCUAACCAGAUGCUCCGUAGAGGUAUGAAGUAGAAAGUCCUUCACUACCAGAGGGGAAAAUAGUUUUCUUCAUUGUCCUUUCACACUCAAUCCAAUGACUAAGCAGAGACAAAUUAAACUGAAAAAAAGAACCAAAAUGACAUGGAUUUUCUUUGAUUCAGAGACACACUGAGUGUACAAAACAUUAAGGACACCUUCGAUAUAUUAAAUUGCACCCCCAAAACAGCCUCAAUUUAUCAGGGCAUGGACUCUACAAGGUGUCAAAAGUGUUCCACAGGGAUGCUGGCCUAUGUUGACUCCAAUGCUUCUCACAGUUGUGUCAAGUUGGGUGGAUGUCCUUUCUUCAUACACACGGAAAACUGUUGAUUGUGAAAAACCCAGUAGCGUUGCAGUUCUUGACACAAACCGGUGCACCUGACCCCUACUACCAUACCCAGUUCAAAGGCACUUAAAUAUUUUGUCUUUCCCUUUCACCCUCUGAAUGGUACACACCCAAUCCAUGUCUCAAUUGUCUCAAGGCUAAAAGCUCCUUCUUUAACCUGUCUCCUCCACUUCAUCUACACUGAUUGAAGUGGAUUUAACAAGUGACAUCAAUAAGGGAUUAUAGUUUUCACCUGGGAUUUACCUGGUCAGUCAGUCAUGGAAAGAGCAGGUGUCCUUAAUGUUUUGUACAUUCAAUUACCCUUCUGUCCUGAGAUCCAUUUCGAGCCAGAGCAUAGACCAAACCCGUUACUAAAACCGUCAACUGGACAAAUGGGCAUUCAGUGAUGUAAAGUAACUAGUUUUAAGUUUCAAAAUGUAUUGGUCGUAUGUACAGGAUACGCAUGGUAUACACUGUCCAAUGAAAUGCUAACUUGCAAGUUCCUUCUCGACAAUACAACAACAAUAAGAAAUAAUAAAACAUUACUAUACAGGCACCGUUUCAAGUAGAUGUCCUGGAUGGGUGGGAACACGGUCCCAGGGAUGUACUGGGCCGUCUUCACCACGGGACUUGCGAUCGUGGAUGGAGCAAUUCCCGUACCAGGCCGUGAUGCAACCAGUCAGGGCACUCUCAAUGGUGCAGCAGAAGUAUUUGGAGAGGACCCAGGGUGGCAUGCCAAAUUUCUUCAGCCCCCUUAGGAAGUAGAGGCGAUGUUGUGGUGGUGUUGUUGGUCCAUGUCAAGUCCUCGGUGAUGUGGAUGCCGAGGAACUUAAAACUGCUUACUCUCUCUACUGCAGUCCCGCUGGAUGAUGUGAAACUAUACUGAACAAAAAUAUAAAAGCAACAUGCAACAAUUUUAAUGAUUUUACUGAGUUACAGUUCAUAUAAGGAAAUCAGUGAAUUUAAAUAAUUUCAUUAGGCCCUAAUCUAUGGAUUUCACAUGACUGGGCAAGGGGUGUAGCCAUGGGUGGACCUGGGAGGGCAUAGGGAGCUCUCCAACCACUGGGGAGCCAGGCCCAGCCUAUCAGAAUGAGUUUUUCCUCACAAAAGGGCUUUAUUACAGACAGAAAUACUCCUCAGUUUCAUUGGCUGUCCGGGCAACUGGUCUCCGAUGAUCCCGCAGGUGAAGAAGCCGGAUGUGGAGGUCCUAGGCUGGCGUGGUUACACAUGGUCUGCGGUUGUGAGGUCGGUUGGACGUACUGCCAUGCUCUCUAAAAUGAUGUUGGAGGCAGCUUAUGGUAGAGAUUCCUGCAGUCAACAUGCCAAUUGCAAGCUCCCUCAAAAUUUGAGACAUCUGUGGCAUUGUGUGACAAAACUGCACAUUUUAGAGUGGCCUUGUAUUGUUCCCAGCACAAGGUGCACCUGUGUAAUAUUCAUAUUGUUUAAUCAGCUUCUUGAUAUGCCACACCUGUCAGCUGGAUGGAUUAUCUUGGCAAAUGAGAAAUGCUCACUAACUGGGAUAUUAACAAAUGUGUGCACAAAAGUUGAUUGAAAUAAGCUUUUUUGUGCAUAUGGAACAUUUCUGGGAUAUUUUAUUUCAGCUCAUGAAACAUGGGACCAAAAAUUCACAUGUUGCGUUAAAAUUUUUGUUCAGUAUAAGUACAAAUAAUUUGAAAUACUACUUAUGUAUUUUUGGGGGUUAUCUGUUGUUUACUUUACUAUUUACAUUUUUACAUUCUGCCAUUGCAUAGCAUGUAGCCAAUGGCAGUCGCUAAAGAAAAUGUGAUAAGAAGCGAAUGAGAUUGGAAAUGGGGAGAUAUGAUUUUGGUGAACUUCUUAGACACAGAUAAUAUAUUAAUUAUCAUUAUCAAACCUAAGAUGGGAUCUGCCAAUCCCUAGCUAUUGAACCACUGUUCCAACUGCUGGCUCACCCCAGUUCUCCUUCUAAACACACAGCACAUGUAAAGUACAUGUAAAUAAUACCAAGUAAUACAAUUUGUGUACUUCCUCUGUGGUGGUUUUACUUCAAAGUCUGAUGUAUUUAUUACAGUUAUUAUGCAAAUUUUAGUGCUUGCAAAAAGGUACAUGACAGUUUUCUGUAAAUAUUUAUGUCCUGUGAGUAACAGGUUUUACGGUAUGCUGUGAAGGAUAUUGAAACAUAUCAUGGAUAUCAAGGUUGUUUUGUUUGGCUGUUGACAUGGUCCACCAAAACAACAUUCAGCUAUUGUUUAGAUUUUGACUUGGUUAUAUUUUCUUAAUGGAAGAAGAGACACGAUAUAUCAAAGAUGAUGAUAUCAAGAAUGUAAACAUACAAUAUUUUUUUAAACCAGGGUUCUAAUGUAUGAUUUCCAGGUUUACUGAAACUGGAAUACCAUUCUAACACAAUUAAUGUGUUAAUGGCCAUUUACUUCAAUUUUACGUAUUACUCUUUUGUCAUGUUUCUUUUUAAGAAUCAGUGUUAAUCAUACAGUACCAGUCAAAAGUUUGAACACACCUACUCAUUCAAUGGUUUUUCUUUAUUUUUACUAUUUUCUACAUUGUAGAAUAAUAGUGUAGACAUCAAAAUAAUGAAAUAACACAAAUGGAAUUAUGUAGUAACCCAAAAAAGUGUUAAACAAAUCAAAAUGUAUUUUAUAUUUGAGAUUCUGCAAAAAAAAGUAGCCACCCUUUGCCUUGAUGACAGCUUUGCACACCCUUGGCAUUCUCUCAACCAGCUUGAUGAGGUAGUCACCUGGAAUGCAUUUCAAUUAACAGGUGUGCCUUGGUAAAAGUUAAUUUGUGAAAUGUCUUUCCUUCUUAAUGUGUUUGAGCCAAUCAGUUGUGUUGUGACAAGGUAGGGGUGGUAUACAGAAGAUAGCCCUAUUUGGUAAAAGACCAAGUCCAUAUUAUGGCAAGAACAGCUCAAAUAAGCAAAGAGAAAGCACAAGCCAUCAUUUAUUUAAGACAUGAAGGUCAGUCAAUGCAGAACAUUUCAAGAACUUUGAAAGUUUCUUCAAGUGCAGUCGCAAAAACUGUCAAACGCUAUAAUGAAACUGGAUCUCAUGAGGACCGCCACAGGAAAGGAAGACCCGGAGUUACCUCUGCUGUAGAGUAUAAGUUCAUUAGAAUUAACUGCACCUCAGAUUGCAGCCCAAAUAAAUGCUUCACAGAGUUCAAGUAACACACAUCUCAACAUCAACUGUUCAGAGGAGACUGCGUGAAUCAUGCCUUCAUGGUCGAAUUGCUGCAAAGAAACCACUACUAAAAGACACCAAUAAGAAGAAGAGACUUGCUUUGGCCAAGAAACACGAGCAAUGGACAUUAAACCAGUGGAAAUCUGUCCUUUGGUCUGAUGAGUCCAAAUGUAAAUUUUUUGGUUCCAACCGCCAUGCCUUUGUGAGACGCAGAGUAGUAGACCGGAAGAUCUCUACAUGUGUGGUUCCCACCGUGAAGCAUGGAGGAGGAGGUGUGAUGGUGUGGCGGUGCUUUGCUGGUGACACUGUCUGUGAUUUAUUUAGAAUUCAAGGCACACUUAACCAGCAUGGCUACCACAGCAUUCUGCAGCGAUACGCCAUCCCAUCAGGUUUGCACUUAGUGGGACAAUCAUGUGUUUUUCAACAGGACAAUGACCCAAAACACACUUCCAGGCUGUGUAAGGUCUAUUUGACCAAGAUGGAGAGUGAUGGAUUGCUGCAUCAGUUGACCUGGCCUCCACAAUCACCCGACCUCAAUCCAAUUGAGAUGGUUUGGGAUGAGUUGCACCGCAAAGGGAACAAAAAGCAGGACAACAAGUGCUCAGCAUAUGUGGGAACUCCUUCAAGACUGUUGGAAAAUCAGUCCUCAUGAAGCUGGUUGAGAGAAUGCCAAGAGUGUGCAAAGCUGUCAUCAAGGCAAAGCGUGGUUACUUUGAAGAAUCUGAAAUACACUGCUCAAAAAAAUAAAGGGAACACUUAAACAACACAAUAUAACUCCAAGUCAAUCACACUUCUGUGAAAUCAAACUGUCCACUUAGGAAGCAACACUGAUUGACAAUAAAUUUCACAUGCUGUUGUGCAAAUGGAAUAGACAAAAGGUGGAAAUUAUAGGCAAUUAGCAAGACACCCCCCAAAAAAGAGUGAUUCUGCAGGUGGUGACCACAGACCACUUCUCAGUUCCUAUGCUUCCUGGCUGAUGUUUUGGUCACUUUUGAAUGCUGGCGGUGCUCUCACUCUAGUGGUAGCAUGAGACGGAGUCUACAACCCACACAAGUGGCUCAGGUAGUGCAGUUCAUCCAGGAUGGCACAUCAAUGCGAGCUGUGGCAAAAAGGUUUGCUGUGUCUGUCAGCGUAGUGUCCAGAGCAUGGAGGCGCUACCAGGAGACAGGCCAGUACAUCAGGAGACGUGGAGGAGGCCGUAGGAGGGCAACAACCCAGCAGCAGGACCGCUACCUCCGCCUUUGAGCAAGGAGGUGCAUUGCCAGAGCCCUGCAAAAUGACCUCCAGCAGGGCACAAAUGUGCAUGUCUCAUGCUACCACUAGAGUGAGAGCACCGCCAGCAUUCAAAAGUGACCAAAACAUCAGCCAGGAAGCAUAGGAACUGAGAAGUGGUCUGUGAUCACCACCUGCAGAAUCACUCUUUUUUUGGUGGUGUCUUGCUAAUUGCCUAUAAUUUCCACCUUUUGUCUAUUCCAUUUGCACAACAGCAUGUGAAAUUUAUUGUCAAUCAGUGUUGCUUCCUAAGUGGACAGUUUGAUUUCACAGAAGUGUGAUUGACUUGGAGUUACAUUGUGUUGUUUAAGUGUGCCCUUUAUUUUUUUGAGCAGUGUAUAUUUUGAUUUGUUUAAACUUUUUUGCUUACUACAUGAUUUUAUAUGUGUUAUUUCAUAGUUUUUAUGUCUUCACUAUUCUUCUAAAAUGUAAAAAAUAAAAAAUAAACCUUGAAUGAGUAGCUGUGUCCAAACUUUUUACUGGUACUGUAUAUUAAGAAUUGAAUUAUCGUUUUGAUGAAAUGCUAUAUAUUUUGUAUUAAGACUAUAACAUACCAGAUAAUACUAUAUAAAGUAAAGUGAAAGAUAAUGGAUCGUGCAAUAGUCUAGGGCAAUUAUAAGGUACAAAGUGAUGCUGAAACUUUUCAGACUUGUUAAAAGUAGUCCUUGAGGAUAAAGUUGUAUGUUUUGCAAUCAUUGAUUUUUGUUUGAUAUACAUUUUAAAGUGAAACAUCUGAGUCUCAGCAUCGUUCUGUUAACGUGGAAUUACCCUCUACUUUGCUGAGGAUGACAAAAUGUUGCUUGGUUAUCUGUUCAUAUUUACAAACACUGAGUGUACAAACACUGAGAACAGCUUCCUAACAUUGAGUUGCACCACCUUUUGCCCUCAGAACAACCCUAAUUCGUCAGGGCAUGGACUCUACAAGGUGUCCAAAGCGUUCCACAGGAAUGCUGGCCCAUGUUGAGUCCAACACUUCUCAUAGUUGUGUCAAGUUGACUGGUCCGUUGGGUGGUGGACUUUUCUUGAUACACACGGGAAACUGUCAAGCGUGAAAAACCUGAAGUUCUUGACACACAUCAAUGCACCUGACGUUCAAAGGCACUUCAAUCUAUUAUUUUGCCCAUUCAUACUCUGAGUGGCACACACACAAUUUAUGUCAUAAUUGCCUCAAGGCUUAAAAAUCCUUCUUUAACCUGUCUUCCCCCCUUCAUCUACACCGAUUGAAGUUAAUUUAACAAGUGACAUCAAUAAGGGAUCUUAACUUUCACCUGGUCAGUCUAUAUGUCAUGGAAAGAGCAGGUGUUCUUAAUGUUUUGUACAAUCAGUGUAUAUGAGAAUUAACUAUAUGACUACAUGCAUUUGUGCAAAUGUGACAUAGCCAGUGUAAUAGACAAUACAUACAAAAAUAUUAAAGCAAUGAUAUUGUAUAUGAACAAUGUUACAUUGAAUUACUGAGGAGAAUCUGUUCAUGUACAGUUUGUUGAGAGCUGAUCAGAUGUUUUACUCAUAUCCCUCAAUGUGUCAUAUGUAGAAGUUUGGUUCUCUAUAUGUGACUGUGAUUGUCAUCAAGUCAAACAUAGUGCAGCUCUGAUACUUUGUGUCAAACACAGGAGGAAAUCCACAUAUCAAUCAUUUCAGAAUAAUAUAUUUUAUGGACCAACUAUUCUUGAUCGAAAAAUAACUUGAAACAAAUGUAUUGGUCAGAGAUGAACAUCUUGCAAAUCUAAAUUAACACAAUAUACAGGUACAGUUGAAGUCGAAAGUUUACAUACACUUAGGUUGGAGUCAUCAAAACUCAUUUUUCAACCACUCCACAAAUUUGUUAACAAACUAUAGUUUUGGCAAGUCGGUUAGGACAUCUACUUUGUGCAUGACAAGUAGUUUUUCCAACAAUUGUUUACAGACAGAUUAUUUCACUUAUAAUUCACUGUAUCACAGUUCCAGUGGGUCAGAAGUUUACAUACACUAAGUUGACUGUGCCUUUAAACAGCUUGGAAAAUUCCAGAAAGUGAUGUCAUGGCUUUAGAAGCUUCUGAUAGGCUAAUUGACCUCCUUUGAGUCAAUUAGAGGUGUACCUGUGGAUGCAUUUCACGGCCAACCUUCAAACUCAGUGCCUCUUUGCUUGACAUCAUGGGAAAAAUCAAAAGAAAUCAGUCAAGAUCUCAGAAAAAAAAUUCAGACCUCCACAAGUCACUGGUCCACUGGUUCAUCCUUGGGAGCAAUUUCCAAACGCUUGAAAGAACCGAGUUCAUCUGUACAAACAAUAGUACGCAAGUAUAAACACCAUGGAACCAUGCAGCUGUCACUCCGCUCAGGAAGGAGACGCGUUCUGUCUCCUAGAGAUGAACGUACUUUGGUGCAAAAAGUGCAAAUCAAUCCCAGAACAACAGCAAAGGACCUUGUGAAGAUGCUGGAGGAAACAGGUACAAAAGUAUCUAUAUCCACAGUAAAAAGAGUCCUAUAUCGACAUAACCUGAAAGGCCGCUCAGCAAGGAAGAAGCCACUGCUCCAAAACCGCCAUAAAAAAUCCCGACUACGGUUUGCAGCUGUACAUGGGGACAAAGAUCGUACUUCUGGAGAAAUGUCCUCUGGUCUGAUGAAACAAAGUAGAACUGUUUGGCCAUAAUGACCUUCGUUAUGUUUGGAGGUAAAAUUGGGGAGGCUUGCAAGCCGAAGAACGCCAUCCCAACCGUGAAGCACGGGGUUGGCAGCAUCAUGUUGUGGGGGUGCUUUGCUGCAGGAGGGACUGGUUCACUUCACAAAAUAGAUGGCAUCAUGAGAAAGAAAAAUUAUAUGGAUAUAUUGAAGCAACAUCUCAAGACAUCAGUCAGGAAGUUAAAGCUUGGUCGCUAAUGGGUCUUGCAAAUGGACAAUGACCCCAAGCAUACUUCCAAAGUUGUGGCAAAAUGGCUUAAGGUCAACAAAGUCAAGGUAUUGGAGUGGCCAUCACAAAGCCCUGACCUCAAUCCCAUAGAAAAAUUGUGGGCAGAACUGACAAAGCGUGUGCGAGCAAGGAGGCCUACAAACCUGACUCAGUUACAGCUCUGUCAGGAGGAAUGUGGGAAGUUUGUGGAAAGCUACCGGAAACGUUUGACCCAAGUUAAACAAUUUAAAGGCAAUACUACCAAAUACUAAUUGACUGUAUGUAGAGUUCUGACCCACUGGGAAUGUGAUGAAAGAAAUAAAAGCUUAAAUAAAUCAUUCUCUCUACUAUUAUUCUGACAUUUCACAUUCUUAAAAUAAAGUGGUGAUCCUAACUGACCUAGGACAGGGAAUUUUACGAGGAUUAAAUGUCAGGAAUUGUGAAAAACUGAGUUUAAAUGUAUUUGGCUAAGGUGUAUGUAAACUUCUGACUUCAACUGUAUAUGGUGAACAGAAAUUAUCCCUAAUGUGAACCUUUAGGUGUCCUAGAACUGUCUAAUGUCGCCUUUGGUUAUGGCAUUCUUUCAGCAUUAGUAAACUCUUCCUAUGCUCUGUAGGUGCAGAGGCGGUAGGUAGGCUUGCAAUUAAGAGCGUUGGGCCAGUAAGGGAUUUGAAUCCCUGAGCCAACUACGUGAAAAAUCUGUCGAUGUGCCCUUGAGCAAGGCACUUAACCCUAAUUGCUCCUGUAAGUCACUCUGGAUAAGACCGUCUGCUAAAUGACUAAAAGGUAAAUGUAAAUGCACAUACAGUAUGUACCCAUCACCACAUCAAAUAUACAUUUAUAAAAGUGAUGACUGGGAGCAUGUUGUCCAAUAAACACAAACAUAAAUAA
Molecule: messenger RNA, 9499 nt
Organism: Salvelinus fontinalis (brook trout)
Lineage: Eukaryota; Metazoa; Chordata; Actinopteri; Salmoniformes; Salmonidae
Product: calcium-binding protein 7-like
Exons: 5
Coding region: 325-972 (215 amino acids)
Molecular function (GO): calcium ion binding
Source: RefSeq, a predicted model, not a curated record